This is a messenger RNA of Eutrema salsugineum, 1475 nucleotides long. Its product is annotated as F-box/kelch-repeat protein At4g39550. Lineage: Eukaryota; Viridiplantae; Streptophyta; Magnoliopsida; Brassicales; Brassicaceae. The record is from RefSeq and is a predicted model, not a curated record. Gene Ontology annotation, molecular function: protein binding.
AGGUUUUAACAAAAUUGAUUCAGAAAUUUCCCCUAAAUUCCCCUGAAUUCGUUCUAUGCAAAUCGGAGAAGAAGUAGAAAUAAUCCGAGAUUGAUCAAUUGCGAUUUCGUAUCGAUAAUUCCGCCAAUGUCUUCCCAAGAGAGGAAGAGGAAGAAGAAGACGACGAAUAAAUUGUCGCCGGCGCUUGAAUCGGCUCCUUCACUUCCUGAUGAUUUGCUAGUGAGUUGCUUAGCCCGCGUCUCGAGAUUGUACUACCCGACUCUUUCACUCGUCUCCAAGAGAUUCCGAUCGCUCCUUGCUUCACCGGAGCUUUACCAGACCAGGUCAUCUUUAGGACGCACCGAGAGUUGCCUCUACGUGUGCUUACGGUUCCAUCCUGACCCUAACCCUCGUUGGUUCACUCUCUGCCUCAAGCCUGAUCGAACCCUAACCAAUGACACCGGUAAGAAGAAGAAGAAGAAGAAGAAGAAAUCAUGUUUUGGGUAUGCUUUGGCUAAAAUCUCAAUUUCACACUCUCCUCCUGCGCACUGGUCGGGUCUCGUCACUAUUGGUUCAGAGAUCUACAAGAUUGGCGGACCCAUCGAUAACAACAAGGAGCCUUCGUCUAGCGUCUCGAUCCUGGACUGCACGUCUCACACGUGGCGCGAGGCUCCAAGCAUGGUGGUGAAGCGGAGUUAUCCACAAGCCAAUGUCCUUGACGGAAAGAUAUAUGUAGCAGGAGGCUGCUCCAAAGACUCCGACUUUAUGGAGGUUUUCGAUCCAAAGACUCAAACUUGGGAGCUGGUGUCGAGCCCUGGCACGGAGAUAUGCGGGACCGGGAAAAUUUAUAUGCAAAAAAAGCCUGGGAUUGACGAAAAGGUAUACUUUUUUGGAAACUUCAAUGGUUUGGCUUAUAAACCAAAGGAAGGAAGAUGGGAAAGAGUGGGAGAGGAGAUGGAAUGGGAUUGGCGAUGGUAUUCUUACUGCGUGAUUGAGAACGUGAUUUACCGUUAUGAUGAGGGAAAGUUCAAAUGGUAUGACUCUAAGGCAAGACUGUGGAGAAAUUUGAAGGGUGUGAAAGGACUGCCUAAGUUUGCCCGUUAUAUUGCUAGAUUGGCUGAUUACGGUGGAAAGAUGGCUGUUUUUUGGGACAAGGGUGUGCCUUCCAGUGGAUAUAAGGACAGGGUGAUUUGGUGCACAGUGAUUGCGCUUGAAAGGCGCAACGAUGAAGAGAUUUGGGGUAAGGUCGAAUGGCUUGACGCAAUGCUUACAGUCCCCAAGUCAUGUCGCGUGGACUUUGCUCUUGCUGCUACCGUCUGAUGCAAUGACUUGAAUGUGAUGAAUCUUUAGUGGUCAUGGGUUAUGUCAUUUAUGUUGGAUGGUUGUGUUUUGUGUUUUUUAGCUGAAUGCAAUAGACAGAUUCACUUGUAAACCUUUGAUGUUAGCUUAUUUUGUGUUGGCACUAAAGACUUAUGGAACACUGUUUUGGUUGAAAA